Molecule: messenger RNA, 1104 nt
Organism: Camelina sativa (false flax)
Lineage: Eukaryota; Viridiplantae; Streptophyta; Magnoliopsida; Brassicales; Brassicaceae
Source: RefSeq, a predicted model, not a curated record
AUGAUGAUGUCCAACCUUCCAGAUGAUUUGGUAGAGGAGAUUCUCUCUACGGUUUCGUUGACAUCUACGAGAGCAAUGAGGUCUACUUGCAAAAAGUGGAACGCUUUAACUAAAGAUCAAAGCUUUACAGAUAAGCACAUCCGCAUGAAUGUUGUAGCCGCAUCAGGAGAACGAGAGUUUCUGAUGAUCAAGUUUGAUAAGGCUUAUUUGAUUGGCGUCAACCUCAUCUCCAAACCUCUUGUUGAUCAUCCGAGUCAUGGUUCAUGGUCAUGCUGCAACGAUAUGGUAUCCACUUGGCUAAUGAAUUCAGUCUCGAAGAAGAUUGGAGCUAGUUUGUUAUACAUCUCAACUGCUGAAGGUAUCUGGAAAAAUCUCUUACCUCGUUUCAAGCAAGAUGAUGCGCCUCGUGUUUAUGAGAUUGAACAGAGACUUACUUGUAUUCAACAAGGUUCUUUGGAUGUUAGUGCGUACUACACUGAGUUGGUAACGCUCUGGGAAGAAUAUAAGAAUUACAUAGAACUUCCUGUUUGCACUAGUGGUCGCUGCGAAUGUAAUGCAGCUGUUCUUUGGGAACGUCUACAGGAUCGUAGUAGAGUAACCAAAUUCUUGAUGGGGUUAAAUGAGAGUUAUGAACAGACGAGAAGGCAUAUCUUGAUGCUAAAACCGAUUCCAAAUAUGGAGGAAGCAUACAACAUGGUUACUCAAGAUGAAAGGCAACAUAUUGUUUCUCUCAAGCCUCCUGUGAAGUCUGAUAAUGUAGCAUUUCAGACGACUGGUUCUUAUGAAGGUGAUCCUGCUAAUGGAUCGUAUGUGGUGGAACCAUAUGAGUAUGUAGCAGCUUACAACACUUAUAGACCAAAGAGUAAUAGACCGAUGUGUACCCAUUGUGGGAAGAUGGGACACAUGAUUCAAACAUGUUUCAAGGUUCAUGGUUAUCCACAUGGUUUCAAGUAUCUAAAUGAGAACAAUCCAGGGCAAGGACAGAAUACUCAGAGACCUUCUUUUGUGCAUCGUGGUCAGGCUAAUCAGAAUAAUCAAGGUCAAUUCUAUAACCAAGGACAAUCUACUAAUCAGAGUUUUGGUCCAAGAUCUGGUACAACAUAG